AUGGAAGAACCACACACGCACGGUGACCAACCCAACGCCCAAGAUCUACCAUCUGCUCAGUUGGACGAACGGGAGAAGCGCAAACGGCAGCCUCGAAAUACAGCAUGUCAGGCAUGCGCGGCAGUCAAGAUGAAAUGUCUUCCCGGGCCGGUACCCGGGAGGUGUGAGAGGUGCCAUCGUACACGGAAAGAAUGUCAUCCAGCCGUACCGAAGCCUCGCAAGCGUCGGAUGACAAGCUCUAAGCCUUGGAUCGCUAAUCAUUCACCCGCUGGAGUUCCCAAUGGCUACGCAUCACCAUACUCUGACGAUGAGAAUCAAGCGUCCGAGGCUAGGCGCAACUCAUUACUUCGCAAUGCAGACCUGUACCAAGCCAGCAGCAAGUCGUUACUCACACUUCUUGCCCACGGUCUCGCAAUCGGAAGCUCUGAGGAGCACGCAUUGAACGGGGUCGAUCACAGCUAUAUCCACGCUGCCCUGACGGUCUUCCGGAGCCUGGCAAGCAACUUUCCCUUUGCGACUGUACACUCUGCCGCCACAGCAAUUGAGAUGGUGAUCAACAGACCUCUUACCACGAUUGCCAUAUGCACAGUGUCCUCCUUGGCCAAACCUGAUCUUCAAGGUCGUCUCGCGCAAGCUUUUAGAUUAUCGCUGAGCGCCAAAGUCAUCGUGCAAGGAGACCGCAGCCUGGAUGCCUUUGCCGGUCUUCUCAUCUUCCUGACCUGGCACCACAACUACAUGGCUAAGCCCCAGAUUUAUCAGCUGAUGUGCCUUCUGGCAGGCAUGGCGGCAGACCUCGGCCUACACCGACAACCUAGCAAGGUUGAAGCAGCUACGAUGGCGAAUAAGCUGGAGCGAGAUCGUGCGUUCCUUGGGUGCUACUAUCUAUGCUGUGGCUUGUCGCUGCUGGGCUUCAACAAACCAAACCCACUUCGUUGGACCGAUAAUCUCCGGCGUCUCGCAGAAGCCGUUGCUUCUAGGGGUUCGCAGCCGACGGACCGGGAUGUAGUCGGCUUAAUCGAGCUGAUGCGCGCUAUCAACGAUAUACAAGAUUCGUUACCAGGCGAAAGUGAUGUUAAAGAACGGACUCGAAUGCCGUAUACUGACAUGCAUAUUAAAGCAACAAGCCACCGCUUCAAAGCACUGAAGCGCGAGUAUCCCAGCCUGGGCAAUACCUUGGUGUUUGGCGCAGCGACUAUCCACUUCCAUUACCAGCUACUCCAAGGGUGCAAGAUGUCCAACAAGCCUACGCUGAUCCAGUGUGCUUGCGCAAUCAAGGAAUACUUCGAUGAUAUCCUGGCAAGGCCGCCUAGUGCCUUACACCAAGUGACAAUCCUAGACUGGGCGAAUCUGCUCGAGGUUCUCGUGUUAAUGGCACGCAUAUGGCGGUCCUUGCCAAACACUAUGGGCUGGGAAGCAGGAGCGCUCUCGUCGAUGUUGCAGCCAGAUGCUGUUCUCGACGCAGUCUGCGCGCACAUGUCGGCGGCACCCACGAACGAUGCGCUUGCGCCCCGGCAUGAAGGACAGCUCCGCUGGUUUCGAGGCGUGUGUGCUAGCAUCAAAGAACGUAUAUUGCACGAACAGGCGAGUAGCGAUAGCACACUACGAAACGAGGAGUCUCAGUAUGAUACGGUGCACUCUCUGGGGCAGACCGAACGGCGUGCGGAAGAAGAAGAGGCUCGUUUCAGACCGGCGGACUCGCUUCCCAUAUCUAACGAGGCUCUACCGCCAAUAAUGCAGGCCGUAUUCGAUGCCGACCACUUAGACCCGUUGGUAUCGUUCGAGAACGGCGUGCUCGACGAAGAGUUCUGGGCCAAUCUGAUGGCAGAAUGA
Baudoinia panamericana UAMH 10762 is the source of this 1830-nucleotide messenger RNA. RefSeq lists its product as uncharacterized. The coding region runs from base 1 to 1830 and encodes 609 amino acids. NCBI's taxonomy places the organism in Eukaryota, Fungi, Ascomycota, Dothideomycetes, Mycosphaerellales, Teratosphaeriaceae. Gene Ontology annotation, molecular function: DNA-binding transcription factor activity, RNA polymerase II-specific; transcription cis-regulatory region binding; zinc ion binding. The transcript has 3 exons. The record is from RefSeq and is a predicted model, not a curated record. Gene Ontology annotation, cellular component: nucleus. Gene Ontology annotation, biological process: regulation of DNA-templated transcription; DNA-templated transcription.